ACGGGUGUUAUGUCUCACAUAAUAAUCUGUCUAAUGGGCAUCGCGAGGUACCAAAAUCGACAUUUUUAUUGGCAAGUGAUAAGAUAAAGAUUCCUGGAGAGACAAGUGACUUCCUUUUAAGUCUUAAUUGCAGUUAGUCGAGUCAGGUCGUUUAGGUUAGAAUCCGGUCGCGGUAUAGUCAAAUGUAGUCCGAUUUUUCGGUUUUGAAAAUGGCGUUUUUGUGGUUAGUACUGGUGGUGGUUCUGGUUAAACAAUUUGAUGAAACGGUGAGCUACAGUUGCACCCUAAACGCCCUAGACCUGACCUGCACCGGACUCAUCGAGCACAUUCCCGAACAUUUGACGGCCACGAUCAAUAAAACUUACAUAAAUACCCUAAAGAUCAUCAAUGCCAAAUUGCCCAUUGUAUCAGGUGCCACCUUUAAAGGUUUCAGUGGUAACUUACAAACCGUUUACCUCACCAGCUCCGGUGUGAGGAGUGUCGAGAAAGGCAGUUUCAACUCAAGUGCGGACUUACAAUAUUUAUCUUUAAGAGAUAACGAGCUUACUGAAUUAGACUUGGAGAGUCCUGCCUUACAAAAGCUGGAUGUGUCGUUUAAUCUGUUGCAAGACAUAUCGAGGUUUAAUAUAAGUGCACAUCCUCGCCUAAAGGUGCUGAAUGUCUCUUAUAACCAGUUGACUCAUUUACCCAAAGAGAUUCUAGAGAAACUUGAGCAAAAGAACGAUUUUUUCCUUGUUAUCGAUAACAAUCCUUGGGACUGCUUACGACCCCAAUGGAUCGAUUUGUUGAGCCCUAAGUUGAUAAAUGUCUUUUGCACCGAUCAAAGUUACAACAUCAGUUACAAGGUCUCGGAUCAAGAGAGCAAUGAACCGAAGAAUAUCCCGAAAACCAAUUGUAAUGAACCGAUGAUCUGUUUGAAGUGCAGCUACACUUUUUGCUUGGUGUGGUUGUUCAGUGGCAUCUGGGCCGGUGUGAUUCUAGGGAAUGUCGGGAUGAUUAAACGUAUGGUUUGCGGCAGAAUGCCUAUGUACGCGGACAAGCAUACGCAGUGCGAUAAUUUGGUCGUCUCUCAUGCUCUGCUUCAUGAGAAACCCGGUGGUAGUGAUGACGAGGUAAUUGAGGAUUAUACCCUCGUUGAUCAGCACAUGAUUUCGGCAGUGUUCGACUAUAAAUCUCGCCGAUUGGUGCCGAUCAGUGCGACGGGAAUCGUGCAGAGCGGUUUCAGGAAUUCGGAAAACGUCCCGUUUUUUCGGUCCCAAGCAGCCCAACGAUCGAACGAAAGCGACCAAGAGGAACAAAAAAGUACCGUAUUAAUCUACAAAGGCGAAUCCUCGAAAUAAAAAAAACGUAAUUGCCUACGUAUAUGACUCUUUUUUUAAUCUAAACUUUAUACCUUUAGUGACUUAUUGGAUAUACCGAAAUAAACUUGCGGAAUCUCCGUGUAAAGUAUUAUUUUUUUUUUAGUAGUUUGUAUUUUAUAUAAUUUUAAUAUAUCUUAAAAAAGCA
Anthonomus grandis grandis is the source of this 1506-nucleotide messenger RNA. Its product is annotated as leucine-rich repeat-containing protein 38-like. Gene Ontology annotation, cellular component: plasma membrane. The record is from RefSeq and is a predicted model, not a curated record. Gene Ontology annotation, molecular function: protein binding. The coding region runs from base 210 to 1340 and encodes 376 amino acids. NCBI's taxonomy places the organism in Eukaryota, Metazoa, Arthropoda, Insecta, Coleoptera, Curculionidae. The transcript is spliced from 4 exons.